AUGCACAUCUCCAACGCAAUUGCCCUCAUCGUGGGAUCUUUGUCCUUGGUCGCUGCCGCCGACGACAACGUCAGGGUAGGAAGGACGGCACUGCCUCAGCUGACCAGCACUGAUACUAAGCAGGGCAUCCUUUACACCGAAGAGAACGGCGGCGGAAUCUCGUUCAAGAUCCGAUCAUCAAACUGCAUCCGACUUCGGAAGCCUUUGACCGGCGCCGUCCGCUCCAUUUCCGUCACCUUAUUCCAGGAAUGCACCCUCUACUACGACCGUCAAUGCGAUAGUGGCGUGAAGCACGUCGACUUCUACAACGACGAGAAUAAAAUCCAGGAUCCGGCCGUCGAGGCGGUUCGAUGCGCUGAUGUUGACGCCAACUGCGCUGCAGCGCGCGACCAAGAGCUCUAG
Messenger RNA from Cordyceps fumosorosea ARSEF 2679, 402 nucleotides. RefSeq lists its product as hypothetical. The coding region runs from base 1 to 402 and encodes 133 amino acids. NCBI's taxonomy places the organism in Eukaryota, Fungi, Ascomycota, Sordariomycetes, Hypocreales, Cordycipitaceae. The record is from RefSeq and is a predicted model, not a curated record. The transcript is spliced from 3 exons.